Sphenostylis stenocarpa is the source of this 1473-nucleotide messenger RNA. The record is from the annotation of a GenBank genome assembly. Lineage: Eukaryota; Viridiplantae; Streptophyta; Magnoliopsida; Fabales; Fabaceae.
AUGGACGGUGCGCCAUCAUCCGCCGCUGCCGCCGCCGCCGCUUCCGCCGCCGCCGCCGGAGCUGGAGGACCAGCGCCGUUUCUUCUGAAGACGUACGACAUGGUGGACGAUUCCUCCACCAACGACAUCGUUUCGUGGAACUCUUCUAACACCAGCUUCGUCGUGUGGAACCCGCCGGAGUUCGCUCGCCUUCUUCUCCCGACCUAUUUCAAGCACAACAACUUCUCCAGCUUCAUCCGCCAGCUCAAUACCUACGGAUUUAGAAAAAUACAUCCAGAGCGAUGGGAAUUUGCUAAUGAUGAGUUUGUGAAAGAUCAGAAGCAUCUUCUUAAGAAUAUACAUCGUAGGAAACCUAUCCACAGUCAUAGUCAUCCUCCUGGUACUCUUGUAGACCCAGAAAGAGCAGCAUUUGAGGAAGAAAUCGAGAAACUUUCCCGUGAGAAAACUUCUCUUGAAUCCAAUAUUCAUAACUUCAGACAACAUCAGUCAACAACAAAGCUUCAACUGGAAGAUUUUUUGCAACGGUUAGACGGUACGGAGAAAAGGCAGAAACAAUUGCUGAACUUCUUUGAGAAGGCUCUUCAGAAUCCUAGUUUUGUUGAACAUCUUUCACGAAAAAUUGAGUCCAUGGAUUUAUCAGCAUAUAAUAAGAAGAGGCGAUUGCCUCAAGUUGACCACGUUCAACCAGUUGCGGAAAGUAGCUUGGUGGACAAUCAUAACAAUUUUAGAAUGGAAUUUGGAAUUGUGUUUCAUCAGGAUUUCUCAAAUAAGCUCAGACUGGAAUUAUCACCAGCUGUCUCAGAUAUGAACUUGGUAUCACGUAGCACACAGAGUUCAAAUGAAGAUGGGGAAAACCCACAGAGAAAACUGUCUGAAGUAGAACCAAAAGUAGUGCAGACAAGAACAUCUCUUACUUUUGCACCUGAAACAUUAGAACUUGCAGAUACAGGGGCUUCUUUUACUUUUAGGAUGGAUCCAUGUUUACCGCGAAAAGCAACAACUACUGAGAACUCAAAACUGAUCUCUUUGGAGCCAAGUAGUGAAGAAGGCGAUAGUCAUAUAUCCUGCCAAUUAAAUUUAACCCUGGCAUCUUGUCCAUUGCAAGUGAACAGAAAUUCUUACUCAGCCAGAUCACCCCAAAUUGACUGUCAAGAAAUUGGCAAAUUGGCAGAAUCGAGAUUUUUUGCCAAUGGUAAAGAAUCUGAUAGUGGCGUUUCCUCAAACCGAAACGUAGCUGAGGCUACCGAUUUAGCUUCACCAAAGGAGGCUAGUAACAACCAAGUUAAUCCAGCUCCUCCAGACAGGGUGAACGAUGUUUUCUGGGAACAGUUUCUUACCGAAAGGCCAGGCUGUUCUGACAAUGAAGAGGCAAUAUCCAAUUACCGAGCUAACCCAUAUGAUGAACAAGAUGAAGGACGGUCAGUUCAUGGAAUAUCUAGAAACAUUAAGAACAUGGAUCAACUCACACUUUGA